This is a messenger RNA of Mercenaria mercenaria, 993 nucleotides long. Its product is annotated as phosphatidylinositol-glycan biosynthesis class F protein-like. NCBI's taxonomy places the organism in Eukaryota, Metazoa, Mollusca, Bivalvia, Venerida, Veneridae. The transcript has 5 exons. The coding region runs from base 30 to 722 and encodes 230 amino acids. The record is from RefSeq and is a predicted model, not a curated record. Gene Ontology annotation, biological process: GPI anchor biosynthetic process. Gene Ontology annotation, cellular component: endoplasmic reticulum membrane.
UGAGCUCUUCACAAAGAAGAACUUUCAAAAUGGCAGCGCCCUUAGUAUCGAGUAACUCUGUGUCGAAAAAAACGUUUAGAUACACAGUGUUAGGAAAUGUCUCCUGUGCUGUUAUAUUGAUUUGCUUAACUUAUAUCCCAUUAAAUGGAAAAUCGCAGAUUGAUAUUGUUUAUAAUCCGUUUACUGCCACUAAAUUUCUGUCGGCCUUAGUUUUGAUGCUGCAUUGUCUUUUGCAUUUUACCCUACCACAAAACAAUAAAGGCCAGAAGUUUCGACUAGGAUAUUUUAUUAAGGAUUUACUAAGAUGUGUACUUGUGUUUGCAUUAAGUGUUGUGUUCUUUUAUAUUGUGGCUGUUCUCUUUGGUGCAGCUUUUACAAGCCAAACAGCAGAAACGUUCCAUUUUGCGAUGAUGUUAUCUUCAACAGUAAUGGGACCACUGCUCAUACACCUGGAGACAAAUGCUGAUACAUGGUCUCGAGUACUGCUUUUUCAAAGCCCUGAACUUGGAACAGAAACAACAGUAUUUGUAAGCAGUAUCACCAGCUUGAUAGGAGCUUGGCUGGGAGCAUUUCCUAUACCCCUUGAUUGGGACAGACCAUGGCAGGCUUGGCCUAUUACCUGUGUUGUUGGCACACUGACUGGACAUUGUGUAGGGAUUAUUCUGGCAUCUAUUUACAUCAGCCUUCAGUUUUAUAAAGUGAACAAGUUCAAACUUACCUGAUGUAUUGAGGGACUGUAUGACAAAGUGAAAGGAUUUUUGGUGCAAAUGAAUUUAGUUAAAAUUCUGCUAACUUGUGUCUCAUUGGCUGUGUGGAGAUUCAUGAAUAUGCAAGUGCCAGUAGAAACUGAGGUAAUAUGUUUACUGACAAGAGGACUAAAUAAAACUACUGUUAUAGUGUUUGUGGCCUUUGAAUCACAUAAAAGUUGUUAUAAUGUGUAAUAAUUUGAAAAAUACCUAACUUUUGUAUAAACAAGUAACUUCACUGCCUAAA